Messenger RNA from Stegastes partitus (bicolor damselfish), 3438 nucleotides. Its product is annotated as rac GTPase-activating protein 1-like. The record is from RefSeq and is a predicted model, not a curated record. The coding region runs from base 148 to 2052 and encodes 634 amino acids. Gene Ontology annotation, biological process: Rho protein signal transduction; mitotic spindle midzone assembly; mitotic cytokinesis. The transcript has 17 exons. NCBI's taxonomy places the organism in Eukaryota, Metazoa, Chordata, Actinopteri, Pomacentridae. Gene Ontology annotation, molecular function: GTPase activator activity. Gene Ontology annotation, cellular component: spindle midzone; centralspindlin complex; midbody.
GCAAACUUUAUCAGGCAGGUGUGGCUCUGCUGCGAGUGCUGCUGUAGGAAUAAACCACCAAACCUCUGCUUUUUACAUCGGACGGUGUUACACUAUUUUUCCGCCGCACCGUAACAGGAACUAUAUUGCAAAGCUAACACAGACACAAUGGAGUCGGUUGUGGUGAACUUGUACAACCAGUUUCAGAGUCUCACAGCCCAGGUGGACGGUUUGAAUGAGGGCAUUGAACCACAGUUUCUCCAGAUGGCAGUAAACUUUGAAGACUGCCGUAAGAAGUGGCUGCGGGCAGGUGAGGAGCUGGUUUCCUGUAAAGAGAUGCUGGCUAAAACAGAGACUGAGAGGGGAGCCCUGGAGGUCAAACUAAAACAUGCUCGGAACCAGGUGGAUGUGGAGAUCCGCCGGCGGCAGAAGGCUGAGGCAGUCUAUGAGAAGCUAGAGCGACAGCUGCAGCUGAUCAGAGAGCUACUGAUUUCAGAGAACAAUGGCAGCAGUAUCCACCUAAGUGAGGAACAGCGCUCAGCCCUGGCCUUCCUUAGUGCCCACUCCCAAGCAGCACAAGCUGCUAAUACCAACCUCAACUCCAGCCGAAGAUUAACUACUAUCGAUGAAUCAGCUUCUUUGCUUUCAGACAUCAGCUAUGACCAAACAGAUGACUCUCUGGACUGGGAUUCCUCUGUGAUGAAGAAUGUGAGACUGCGUAAACGACAGAAACGACGCUCCUCCAGAAAACGUUCUGAAGUUCCCCCACAAGCUGUGAAGAAACCCCGCUCAACUGGAUGUCCUUCAGAUAGGAUUAACGAGUCUAUUGUGGCUAAAACAACAAUCACUGUGCCUGUAAAUGGUGGCGCUGUUGAGGCUGUUUCCACCAUUGAAACUGUUCCCUACUGGACACGCAGCAGAAAGAAGAGUGUUGCUCCACAGUGGGCUGAUACAACCACUACGGACCAAUCUGAGACUGUGAGUGAGGCUCCCAGCACACCAGUCCAAGAUUUUCCAGCCCAACGCCAUACCCCCAGAGCUAACGGAGGAGGAAAGAAGCACCACUUCAACCCCAAAACAGUGAUCAAGUCUGAGUUCUGUGUGCCAUGUGGAAGAAGAACAAAGUUUGGCAAGCUUUAUCUUCGCUGCCAGGAUUGCAGGAUUGUGACCCAUCCCGAGUGUCGUGACCAUUGUCCCCUUCCCUGUAAUCCCACAGCUGUUAGUGCUCCCAUCAAGAACACAGAGGCCACACUGGCUGAUUUUGCUCCAGCUACCUCUCCACAGAUCCCAGCUUUGGUUAUCUACUGCAUUAAGGAGAUUGAACACAGAGGCCUACAUGAGGUUGGCCUGUACAGAGUUUCUGGCCAGGAGCGGCUGGUGAAAGAGCUGAAGGAAAAGCUCAUUAGAGGAAAGACUCUGCCUCCUCUUCACAAAGUGGAAGACAUCAAUGUCAUUACAGGCGUCCUCAAAGACUUCCUCAGAAACCUUCCAGAGCCACUGCUCACCUUCCACCUCAACAAAGCUUUCAUGGCCGCAGCUGAAAUCCAGGAUGAUGGCAACAGUCUCGCCAUGUUGUAUCAGACAAUCAGUGAGCUGCCUCAACCCAACCGAGACACACUGGCUUGCCUGAUGAUCCAUCUGCUGAAAGUGUCUCAAAGUGUGGAUACCAAGAUGGAUGUAAACAACCUAGCCAGGGUGUUUGGUCCCACCCUUGUGGGUCACGCUGUCCCCGAUCCAGACCCUAUGACCAUCCUGCAUGACACCAGUAGACAACCAAGGAUUAUAGAGCGCUUGUUCAGUAUUCCAGAAAGCUACUGGAGCCAGUUUGCCUACCCAGAUAGCUUCGGCAUGGAUAAUGCUCACCACGCUGGCACUCCAAACCAAAAAGUGAGCAUAUUGGGACCAGUGACGACUCCAGAGCACCAGAUGAUGGCCAAAACACCUUCAUCCAGCUCGUUGUCUCAGCGCAUGAUGCAGACCCUGUCCAGCACCACCCUAUUUGGGAGCAAGAGCAAAGCAACAUCUGCCUCAAACCGCCAAGGCAACUUCUUCGCUUCUCCACAGUUGAGGUAAUGGCAAAGAAGGGGAAAGAAUGCACACCCAUAUUGUACUUCUGGGUUACAUACUGCAAUAACAGAAUAUAUAUCUACAUAAUCAUGUGGGAGACACACUGUGCAAUUUUAUUACAGAUUUUUAAAAAAGGUGUUUUAAGAAAACUUUCUAAUCAGAUUUUUUUUCUAUGAAAUAUCACAGAAUUUGAUAGGUUUUAAAAAAAAAAAAAAAUUUUGUGAUUUCCAAUGUUUUAUUAUCGACCAAAAUGGUGGUAACAUCAAUGUGAAUGUGAGAAGUUUGAAGGUUUUAAUGACCAAGCAACCAUUCUAAACUAAUUCGAGGAUCAAUAUCUUCGACCUUGUGUGUAAUGUUGAAAAGAUGUGCAUUCACUGGUGUUUGUCUUUGAACCUGUGGUUGUAACCACAGUGACAGAGAUGCAGCAGCACAUGUGAAAUACACCACUGGAAUGAACAGAGGAGAGAAACUGUAUUUUUGGCCAGUUUUUUGGACUUUGGUUGCCUUGUCAUUGUUCUGAAACAUUUAUUUUUUAUUGAUUUAACAUUUUAUUUCAUAUUUAUGUUGAUGUGCUAUGAUGUUUACUAAUCAUGACAAUUCUAACUUCUGAAGACUUUACCAGUACUACUAUGCAAACACUGAUACUGAUGUGGAAUGUUGUUGCAUUUUGCAUUCUCUGUAAAACUCAGUGUUUUCUACCUUGUAAUGUAAGCCACUAGAGGCUGCUGUUGCACCACUUUUGAUAUGUAAGCCUUUACUAAUAGCGAGCAUAUACGGCAUAUUAUGCACCUUACUAGUAAGAAUUACUGACACUCCUUACAUUAUUACGUAAUAGUAUAAAAGUAGAUCAUUUAAGAAAAAUCUACUCUGCUAACCUAGUACAGUGCAGUCAAAGACUUAGUUAUAUGUGCAUCACAAAAUAAAAUCUGGAGCUGCUUUAAUUUAUUCAUGUGAAAAACUGAUUUGCAUGCACACUCACUUAAGUAUUUGUAAUCACAGUAGCUCUCCUGUACUGUUACACUAUCAGUAUAUAACAGAACUAACUGUUCCUGGAAAACUGUCCCUCUGCUGCUCUCAUCAUAACCUUUGGCAGAUAUUGAUGAUACUGAUUCAGGUAUUAGUUAUUCCAAGUGAGAUGUUCAUGUUGAUGAAAAAUUCAUUCACAGUAUUGACUCACUGAAACAAAAAUCCAGCAAUAUUUAAAGCUGUAAGAUUCCUGCAUUGUUUUCUACCUAUGAUAUAUUCUUGUACAUUUAUUCCUUUUAUAUGAUUGUGUUUCUCUAUUGAAGCAGUUUGAUUGUCUGACUUCCACCAAAGAGCAUGUGGACUGAAUGUACACAUAAGUCCACAGCGAAGCUGGAAAAGAAAAAAAAAUAAAGACUUUCCUUUGUC